AUGGCUUUAAUCAAGGCACUUAGCUACGGCAGCGUCAUCAGUCAAUUAAUUAUACCUUUAUAUUACUGUUGUACUUCAUUGACAAUUAUUGCAUUCAUACAGAUUGCGAGAAAUUGGGCUAUUUUCAUUCAGAUGCUCUGCAAAAUCGAGGAAGAAUUACUAAUAAAGUAUAACAACGCUAUUAAUUUAAAAGGAAAACUCCGAAAGACGGCCAUUGCAUUGUAUUUGUUUGGGAUAUGUGAACAAUGUCUGGCCACAUUGAACUUCAUAUUUUCGUACAAAUGUGAAAGCAACGCCCAUGGAUGGGAACAGUUUUUCAAAAAACACUUUCACCACAUAUUUUAUUUCAUUCCAUAUCAUCAUGUGCUUGGUAUCUUCAGUUUGAUAAUAUGCUGGUUAAAUCUGAUAAUAUGGAACUUUGGUGACAUAUUUAUUGUAUAUCUAAGUAUAAUUAUGGCCGCCAGAUUUAGACAGAUUUCAGAUACCCUACAACUCUAUUUAUCAACACAGGAUAUUGCAUUUUCUCGUUGUUCAAAACAUAAUUGCAUAUUAAAGAAAGGAAACAAUGCAUUCUUUGGUGAAAUUAGGGAAGAUUAUAAUAAGUUGGCCUUAAUCAUUAAAAAGCUAAAUCGCUUGCUGUCGAAUUUGAUAGUACUAUGCUACGCUUUUAAUUUGUAUUUUAUAUUAAUUCAGUUAUUCAAUAGUAUCCGAGAAAUGGAACCGUAUACUGAGCGAAUAUAUUUCUUCUAUUCUUUCGGGUUUGUUAUAACGAGAACUAUUAUAGUGUCGAUAUACGCUGCUUCUGUCAAUGAAGAGAGUAAGCGUUUCCUUCCCAUUCUAAAUUCUGCACCUUCCUCAUUUUAUUGUUUAGAGAUACAGAGAUUAAUAACACAAAUCCAUAACGAUUCAUCAGCCCUGACAGGACAUAAUUUUUUCACUAUAACAAGGGGAUCGGUAUUAAAUAUUGCAGCUGCUGUUAUAACAUACGAAUUGGUGCUUAUACAAUUUAAUCAGAAUACUAUGGAAUUUUAUAAGUCGGCCAACAGUACAAUAUGUUUUGAUGCAGUGGAUUAG
Anoplophora glabripennis (Asian longhorned beetle) is the source of this 1074-nucleotide messenger RNA. RefSeq names its product gustatory receptor for sugar taste 64e-like. Lineage: Eukaryota; Metazoa; Arthropoda; Insecta; Coleoptera; Cerambycidae. The transcript has 8 exons. The coding region runs from base 1 to 1074 and encodes 357 amino acids. Gene Ontology annotation, biological process: sensory perception of chemical stimulus; detection of chemical stimulus involved in sensory perception of taste. The record is from RefSeq and is a predicted model, not a curated record. Gene Ontology annotation, cellular component: membrane. Gene Ontology annotation, molecular function: taste receptor activity.